This is a messenger RNA of Nestor notabilis (Kea), 2264 nucleotides long. Its product is annotated as low-density lipoprotein receptor-related protein 2-like. The annotation marks the transcript as partial. Lineage: Eukaryota; Metazoa; Chordata; Aves; Psittaciformes; Psittacidae. The transcript is spliced from 8 exons. The record is from RefSeq and is a predicted model, not a curated record.
UUGAACACCCUUUCCUUAUUGCUGUAAGAGAUAAUAUAAUUUAUGGAAUUUCUCUGAACCCUGAGGAGAAGAUGAACGAUGCAAUGGUUCCAAUAGCAGGAGUUCAAAAUGGUGUUGAUGUUGACUUUGAUGACUCUGAACAGAUGAUUUAUUGGGUUGAAAAUCCGGGUGAAAUUCACAGAGUGAGGUCAGAUGGAUCCAACAGAACAGUUUUUGCUCCAGCAGCUGUUAUUGGUGCUCCUAUAGGUCUAGCAUUGGACUGGAUAUCCGCAAACCUGUAUUACAGUAACCCAGCGACUCAGUCACUUGAGGUCCUGAAGCUGCAUGGAGAUGUAAUGUACAGGAAAACACUGAUUACCAAUGAUGGCACCUCUCUGGGAGCUGGCACGCCGAUUGGUUUGACAGUUGAUCCAGCAAGAGGGAAGCUGUACUGGACAGACCAGGGAACUGACAGUGGAAUCCCAGCAAAGAUUGCCAGUGCAAACAUGGAUGGAUCAGGCAUACAAACCCUCUUCACUGGCAACCUUGACCAUGUAGAGUUCAUUACCAUUGAUAUUAAGGAACAAAAGUUGUACUGGGCUGUUACAAGCACAGGAAUGAUUGAGAAAGGCAAUGUGGAUGGUACAAAUCGUGUGACUCUGGUGGUUCAUCUUUCUCAUCCAUGGGGAAUUGCUGUGUAUGAUACCUUUCUGUACUAUACUGAUCGCGAUUAUGAAGUUAUUGAACGAGUUGACAAGUCCACUGGAGCGAACAAAGUAGUACUGAGAGAUAAUGUCCCAAGACUGAAGUGCCUGCGUGUGUAUUACAGAGACAAUUCUGCUGGUUCCUCAAAUGGCUGCAGUAACAAUAUUGGAGUUUGCCAGCAGCUUUGCCUACCUGUACCUGGUGGAUUAUUCUCCUGUGCCUGUGCUACUGGCUUUCAGCUAAAUCCUGAUAACAGAACUUGUUCCCCGUACAGUUCAUUUAUAGUUGUUUCUAUGCUUUCUGCAAUUAAAGGAUUUAGUUUAGAGACGUCUGAUCAUUCUGAAGCCAUGGUACCACUGGCAGGAAGAGGACGAAAUGCACUUCACGUGGAUGUUCACAUGCCUUCUGGUUUCAUUUACUGGUGUGACUUCAGUAGCACAAUUUCUUCUCAGAAUGCAAUACGUAAAAUUAAACCUGAUGGUUCUUAUUUUAGAAAUGUUGUUACAAAUGGCAUAGGACGAAAUGGGAUCCGUGGCAUUGCAAUCGACUGGGUAGCAGGAAACCUUUAUUUUACAAAUGCAUUCCUGACAGAGACUUUUAUCGAAAUUUUACGUUUAAACACAACUUAUCGACGUGUUCUGCUUAAAACUACUAUAGAUAUGCCAAGGCACAUAGUAGUCGACCCAAAAAACAGAUACCUGUUCUGGGCAGAUUAUGGGCAAAAUCCGAAGAUUGAACGUGCAUUUCUUGACUGCACCAACAGAACAGUUCUUGUGUCUGAGGGCAUUGUCACACCUCGUGGGUUGGCCAUAGAUCACAGCAAUGGCUACAUUUACUGGGUGGAUGAUUCCUUAGACAUGAUUGCAAGAAUUCAGCCUGAUGGUGGUGAUGUUGAAAUUGUGCGUUAUGGCAGUCGCUAUCCAACUCCAUAUGGUAUCACUAUCUUUGGAAAUUCUAUGAUCUGGGUGGAUCGAAACCUGAAAAAAGUCUUCCAAGCCAGCAAGGAGCCAGGCAAUACUGAUCAGCCAACAGUAAUACGAGACAACAUUAACUGGUUAAGGGAUGUUACCAUUUACAACAGUCACUUCCAGUCACGUUCACCCCUUGAUGUCAACAACAAUCCUUGUUUGGACAAUAACGGAGGCUGUUCUCAUCUGUGUUUUGCCCUGCCUGACAUACAGACACCCAAAUGUGGUUGUGCCUUUGGCACACUAGGCAGUGAUGGCAAGAGAUGUUCCAUUUCGACUGAUGAUUACCUGAUUUUUACUCUUGAGAAUGCCCUCAGAAGUAUCCACCUAGAUCCUCAAAAUCACAGUCCUCCCUUCCGCACAAUCAAUGUGUUAAGAACUGCAGUGGCCCUGGAUUUUGACAGCAUAAACAACCGUAUAUAUUUUACACAAAGUUAUCCUUCAGGGACAGGAAGAAUCAGUUAUGUUAGUAUUUACUCAGGAAUUGGCUCUCCGACAGUGAUUGCAUCUGGUAAGUGCACUGGAAUGUGGUACAGAGUAAUUGGAUAUCGAAAAAAAUGGGCUGCAGCACCUAGCACUAGCCCAGCUGAUAUUUUCACGCUAAUGGCCAAG